This is a messenger RNA of Rhodamnia argentea, 799 nucleotides long. RefSeq lists its product as uncharacterized. The coding region runs from base 164 to 691 and encodes 175 amino acids. The transcript has 2 exons. The record is from RefSeq and is a predicted model, not a curated record. NCBI's taxonomy places the organism in Eukaryota, Viridiplantae, Streptophyta, Magnoliopsida, Myrtales, Myrtaceae.
GUUAAAGAGUGUCAUUAAGGGCAGUUACAUAAAAAGGUCGACCACACCUUGUGAAUCUUCAUCUUCAUUGCCCGAUACACAUGCAAUGAAGACUGAAAGAAAGUACCAAAAGAAUAAAUGCUGAGCAACUUAGUUUUGCAGCUUCGUCCACGAUCUUGCGACGAUGACCAUUCUCUUCAUCUUCUUCUUCCUCAUGAUCUCCGAUGGAGCUGCUUCGACGAAGGGCUCGCUUCUCGAGUUCUCGAGCCGAGACGAGCUGGUGGAAAUGGCGGGAUAUGGCGAGAAGAAGGUGUCGACCGUCUUGGUUGCUGGCUCAGUGUCUUGCGCGGCUCGCUCUCUCGGCGAUGCUCAUCAUCAACUUCCUGCUUGGCCAGUCUCCGGUGCUUUGGUUGGUGUGAAAUGUCAUACAAGCAAGAACAAGAUCAGUUCAAAUUGGACUCGAGGCUUCACCGACGAAUUUGGUGACUUCAUGAUCGACCUUCCUUCCCACCUCCAUGCCAUUCCGGACCUGCCCGAGGAAUGCUCGGUUCAACCCCUCCGACUCCCAAGAAGCUCGCUCUGUCGACCGGCUCGUGGUCACAGACACAAGAGGCUGAGAUUAGCUUCUGUCCGAGACGGGAUUCGCACUUACAGGGCGGGAAAUAUAAGGCUCGUGCUCAUGCAGUCCUCAAGGAAUGCACUGGAUGAUUGAAGCAACAAUAAGAGGGCCGUGAAUAGAAAUCUAUGGCUAGUUGAUCGUAUAAAAACUUCACAUCCCUACUUGUACAGUUAAGUUUAGACACCGCUUUGAGGUGCAUCC